Molecule: messenger RNA, 7407 nt
Organism: Metarhizium album ARSEF 1941
Lineage: Eukaryota; Fungi; Ascomycota; Sordariomycetes; Hypocreales; Clavicipitaceae
Product: phosphatidylinositol-4-phosphate 5-kinase fab1
Exons: 3
Coding region: 1-7407 (2468 amino acids)
Biological process (GO): phosphatidylinositol phosphate biosynthetic process
Cellular component (GO): fungal-type vacuole membrane; endosome membrane
Molecular function (GO): 1-phosphatidylinositol-3-phosphate 5-kinase activity; ATP binding; metal ion binding
Source: RefSeq, a predicted model, not a curated record
AUGGCAAGCAGCACCGCCUCCAAGGCGACUCGCCCAGCCUCGCCGACAGCCUCCAUGGGACUAAGCUCGCCCGUGAGCUUCCGAAAGCGACGCGGCUCGACCAACUCGAUAUCUUCCACCAUAGAUAAAGAACAGUUAGCGCAGGCGCUCGAUCAGAUCCACACAUCAGCUAGUCGAUGCGAAUCUUUGACAACAUUCAACGACUUUGCCCCUCCGCCAGAAGGGAUUUCAACUUCGGAGAACAGGCCGGGAGCGGGGGAGUUGGUGCAAAACGGCCUCAGCGGUCUGUAUAAUCGGUUUCGAGAGGCAGUGGGUGGCAGCAGCCCAUCCAAAACCACGCCUAAGGAGGCCAAGGAGGGCAAAGACAGCUCGGUACAGACAUCGGAAAUUGCCUCCAAGAGAUCGUCUACAGCGGCUACCCACAGUUCUCGGCCCUCCGUAUCGUCCCUUAUGCGUGCCGACACUAAUGCCACCAUCAUGGCCAACCCUUUAUCAACCAUGGUCUUGACUGAUGCGUCUUCUCCAACAACAGCGUCUGGGAACAUGGACACACGCCCGCAAUUGCAGUCGACGAAGUCGAACAGCAUCAAUCUCAUGACCGGACCGCGCUCCAGUUCAUCUAGUAGGCAGAGCUUACCGACCAAGGCCACGAGUUCCGUCGUUGCUGACCCUACAAUUGCACCGCCUGCCUCGCUGAAGCGAGAUGCGAGUCGUAGUACUAUUCGCACCGAAGACAGUGGAGGACAGGGUUCCAGCAGAAGAAGCCUUACCAAAGCAGAGCUUCAGACGGAAUCUGCGAGUCUUUACGAUGCCAAGGACGGUAGGCUGCCACCUCGAGCUGGACGGGAUGAUGAAUCUAGUGCUGAUGGCAGCCUUGAUGCCCCGUUUAGUCCCGUUGCAGGCGAGCCAUCGACAGCCUCAACUAACAACGGACGCCACCAUGCUCGAGGUCCGUCUGUCACGUCCUCCCUGUUACAUCCUGAUGACAUGACACGGACACCCGCAGUCAUCGACAGAAUAAGCCGGUCUCGUUCUCCUAGAUAUUCAGGUUCAAGAGGCUCUUCACUUGAUGUAGGAAUCGCUGCCGCAAGUGCCAUCAACACAUCAGCACAUGGCUCGGUCUUUCACGAUUCCUUCAGCCAGGAGAUCAAACCAAACCAUUUACACCCCGAUUUUGGACCAAUUUCGGGUACCACUAGCGGCCAGGAACGUGCUUCUGACCAGAUGAAUGCUCAGCUUGACAAAAUGCGAAGACAAGUUUUGAGCAAGGAGUUCUGGAUGAAGGAUGAUACUGUCAAAGAGUGCUUCCUCUGCCAAACGCCUUUCACCGCAUUUCGCAGAAAACACCAUUGCCGUACCUGUGGUUGCAUUUUCGAUUCCAAAUGUACCACCGUAGUUUCGGGUGAAAAGUUCGGGGUUCAAGGGUCGUUGCGAGUAUGCAAGAAUUGUCUCGAGGUUAUCAGCCGUCGAUUCGAUGGCAGUGGCUCUGACGACUCUGGGGACGAGCGGUCCUUUCUACCCAAGAUUUUUGGACCUAACAAUCCCAAGGAAUCCUCUGAAACUGUCACAAGCAAAUCCUUGUCCAAGACAUCAAGCGUGGCUGCUGGGUCUGAGGGAUCGGAGGAUUCUCGGCCUCUGACGACACCAAUGAUGGCUAUUCCAGCUACUCGGCGCAUGAGAGAUUCUGCCAACAGGGCCUCCGCCGUGUUGGAAAUAGGCUCUCCUCAACUAAGUAGACCCGGUUCGUCUCGCUCCUUGAAAUCCCUUACAACCUCUGGACGUCCACAGUCAUCUGCUGGUCAUAGACGACAUCAUUCGAAACAUGGCUUUCUUGGACGGUUCAAGCCGGCCCCGGACCAGCAAGCACCAUUUCGAAAAGGUAUCGAGGAGGAAAGCUCAAAAAAACCAAAGUUUCCUGCUUUUCAUGACGAUAACAUUAUCGACCCAGAUUUGGCGGAUUACAUGUCGGAAGACUCUAGUGGGGAUGAACAGAUGGGCAUUUUUGCGACCAUGACGGCAGCAUCGGAUGUCCAGCCUACAAGUUAUGAGCACGAUAGAUCUACGCUCCCGUCCUACUUGAACCAAGCCCGGAAAUACCGUCAUCGGCCUGGCGAAAAGAGCAUCAGCGGCAUGAGCUAUGUUAGUAGAGGUGUUUUAGACGAUACCAGUGGCCCGAUCAGUCUAUUGAAUCACAGGAGGUCAACGCGGCGCCGAAAUCUCAGCAUUAGUGGAAGUGCUCAUCAUCACGGCUCUCCGCGGCCAAAGUCUGCUGUGUACAAGGGGCCAUCUGCGUCUUCAGAGGCGCUCUUUGGGUUGGAGAACACCAAUCAACCGGGAACGCAGCUGACCCGGAGUGACUCUUUGCGUAGAAAGAGGAUUCCCAAGCAAGAACUCAACCGUUCCAGUUUGAAACAUGUUGACAGACUGCUUUAUCAGCUCCUCGAUGAUGCUCAAAUUCCGAAUCCGGGUGCAUGGCAGAAAUCUCUCGUGCCCAUUCUACUUCAGCUCACAGACGAUGUCACCCCCGAUGUUGCCAAAGGAGAGGACAUGGAUCUGAGACAUUAUGUCAAGCUAAAGAAGAUUCCUGGCGGACGUCCGGGUGAUACAUCAUACAUCUCCGGGGUAGUGUUCACAAAGAACCUGGCAUUGAAGAGGAUGCCACGGCGGAUUGCAAAUCCGCGUAUUGUACUCGUGACUUUCCCUAUCGAGUAUCAGCGUCAUCAACAGCACUUUAUGAGCCUGCAGCCAGUAAUCGAACAGGAGAAGGAGUUUCUACGAGUUGUCGUACAACGAAUCACCAACCUUCGGCCACACCUUUUACUGGCACAAAAAGGUGUAUCAGGAGUCGCUUUGCAAUACCUCUCGGAGGCUAAUAUCUCCGUGGCGUACAAUGUCAAGGACACGGUUAUAGAAGCCGUGGCCCGAUGUGCCGAGGCUGAAAUCAUUGAAUCGUUGGACAUGCUGGCCCUGCCAGUUCGAGUUGGGCGAUGUUCUGCAUUCGAAGUGCGAACCUUUGUUAACAACGAUUAUCCUGGUAGGAAGAAGUCGUAUAUUUUUCUCUCGGGAUGCCGUCCUGAUCUGGGAUGCACGAUAGCCUUGCGAGGCGCAUCUGGAGCAUUAUUAAAAAAGGUGAAGCACAUCAUGGAGUUUAUGGUGUACGUUGUGUACAACCUGAAGCUAGAAUCAAGUCUUCUUCGAGACGAGUCCGUCGAACCCCCUGAGGACAGCGAAACUUCACUAUCAAAUUCAAUCCAAGCCCUGAACGAUAGCUUCCGCUCUAUCAGCUCAGCUGGGGAAGGCUGCAAGCAGGGUCCCACUGUUGUCGUCAAUCACCCGUCGAGCGAGUCUGAGCCGCCAUCCCAGGUUACGGUGGACAGCCUCAGCACGAACCAUGACGAUGCCGAGCUUGUUGGGCAGGUCGGUGGACAAGCCACUCAACCUACCAAAGUGGUGUCUCUACAUGCCCAUCAUACACAAGCUCCUCAUGACAGCCAAGUACCCGAUGAUAUUCCGAUGCCGACCUUCUAUAGCGACAUGGUGGCAAAAUACGAAACCAAAAUUCUGUCCGCGUCGCCAUAUGUGAAAUUCAAACAACCGUACCUUCUGAUGAAGGCUCGUGAGCAAGAGAGGAGACUUCUUUACCUUCGGCGACUUCGCGAUCAAGAUGCCGUCGAGGAGGAAUCCGAAAAAGCAUGUCGUCACAGGUUUCAGUUGAUCAAGCCUGAAAUGGUGGAGAAGAUUGGCCAGAAGGCACCUCGGCAAGUCAUGGAAGUUCUGCAUGCAGUCCAUGAUGCAGAAUAUGACAAAGCCCUCUUCAACUAUCAAACCCAGACUCGCCAGUGGGAGGCAUAUAUCCAAGGCAAUAUCGACCUGUUCGACCCAUAUUCGCAUCAAAAUAUAGUGGUUCUAUACUCCGUUAUUUGCACCGACACGAAGAUACCAUGCAUAGAGCCAGGACUGGUGGCCAUCAACUUCUAUGACGAACAACAUGUCGAUACCGGCAUGGACGCUGAUUGCACACUUGGCCAGUAUAUCGAGGAUUUGGCCUACGGAAAAAACGAUGUCUGCAACUGCAACGGCUGUGAAAAGAAGCUAGUUGACCAUCAUAGAACGUACGUUCACGAUGAGUAUCGUAUCACUGUCUUUGUGGAACACGUUCCCAAUCCUUCUCCUCGGCGCCCGGAACUCGGUGACGGCAUCACAAUGUGGACAUUUUGUAAGCUCUGUAAGAAAGACUCUGAGGAAACAGCUAUGUCGGAUGCAACCUUCAAGUACUCCUUUGGGAAAUAUUUGGAGCUUCUGUAUUGGGGCCGCGGUUUAAAGAUCAAGAACAUCAAAGAUUGCCCCCACGACCAGCAACACGACCAUGUUCGCUACUUUAGUCUCCGGGAUUCCCGAGUGCGAAUUCACUGGGAUCCCAUCGAUCUCCUCGAGAUAGUUGUGCCUCGAGCAAGAAUAACCUGGAAAGUGGCGAAUGAUCUGAAGCUAAAGAAUGAGAUUUACAACAAAAUGGAAGAACGCUGGAGCAAGUUCAUGGCUUCAGUCCGAGCUAGACUGAAGAGUAUUCGCACGGAAAGCCUUUUACCGGAAAAGGCAGAAUCUUGCAAGGCCGAGGUGGAGAGGCUUAUGAAGAAGACCCAGGAGGAGCAACCUGCCAUCAUUCGACAAAUGCAGCGUACUUACGUCGAAUCCAAAUAUUACGAAGUUGUUCCAUUCAACAAAAUUAUUCGCGAGAUGCUAGAGAAAGCCGGCGAAUGGGAUCAGGCGUUUUCCAAGUUCGAAGCUGACUUCCUUGGCGACAAGGAUAUGCGCCAGAUCACGAUGAUGCAACUAAAGAAAAUCUUCACUGACAAUGAAUCUAAGGAGUCUCUUGCCUCAAAUGAUGGAACCGGUUCAGCUGGAGAUGGUGAGGAUCGGCCGUCUCAAACAUUCACUGAGACGGCGGAGAAGAGUACACAACCAACCGAGUACACUGAUACUGGAACGGAAGCCAGUCUCGCGUCAUCCAAAGCGCUGGAGGCAAAACCAGAAUGUGAAGAUGAGAAGGUGUAUGUCCCCGCGGAAGGAGUUGAACGAGUAGAGGGACUAGAUUUAGCUAGAUCCCCUGAAGCAAUCGCUACAUCCGCCCCGAGCCCUCAAAGCUCGGCCUCCACCGAGACAGCUUCACGAAUCCCUAUUGCACAGACACCGGUGGCUUCACGGCCCUUGGCUUCGCCCACGGGCAAUGGUCGCCAUCCAACAGACACCUCCAUUUCCAGCCAGUCGCUGUCGGAGAGAAUUGAUCAGAUGCGACGCGAGCAAGCUAUGCAAGUAGGGGACGGCAUCACGAUUUUACCAAAGGCUGUGCCGGAAAGGGGAUCUAGCCGCAAGUCUGGCUCUAACAUCUCGCCACCUAUAGUUCGCGCGACAUCUCACCCUGUUCGAACGCUGCCGACAUCGCAGUCUGCUGCUGUCAAACCCAAUGCACCGAAGGAUGGCAGGUCUAGUACGGCGGCUGAUUCAGUUGCGGAAACGCUUCCAGAAGGAUCUAUCAAGGUGGACAAGAAACUCUCGGAUCGCUUGGGAUUGACCGCCUUGAAGAAUCGCAGCAAAACUGCAACAUCAGGAAUUCCACGUCUCUCCCACAAGAAGAAAGAAUCCAAGGUUUCUACGUUGGCUAGACACUUUGAACAGCUAAGCCGAGAAUUUGAAAAGGAACGCAUUCGUGAUCGCAAGGAGAGAGCGGCGAGUCUUCGGCAACCCCGUGCGAGGCUCCCGAGAACCUCGACAAAGGCUAUUGUACAGGUUUAUGGUGACGUUUCAGAAGCAUUUGAGGAGCCCCUCCCGUCAAGUGAGCAGAUGCCGAUUCGGGAUGGUGACCAAAAUCAGACCAACGUCCCAGUAAUACCAGAAUCCAGCGUUCCAAAGCCGGAGCCUGCAGGUGUUCUGCGCACACAUACAGAACCAAACAUGAAAGCUGAUGACGAAACGGCCAAGUCGGAAACUGAGAAUACUCCAGGCGGAGAAUUAAGCCAAGCCACUUCGGAUGACGAGGCGUUGACCAGCGACAUUGACUCGUCCAUCACUGAUGAGUUUCUGCCUGAUCUUCAAGAGUUGGCAGAGGCUCUUGAGCCAAGCACCGAUAUUCCCGACGAACUUCCCAAGCAUCAAAAGACUAGCCUUAUGAAAUAUCUGGCGAACUUUUGGGCCGAGACAUCGGCUAGUGGAUGGCCGCCACUGGAAUAUCCAAUCAGCCCUACUGACCAUAUUUUUGUGGAUUCCGACAUUAUCGUACGGGAGGACGAGCCGAGCUCUGUCAUUGCUCUUGCGCUGAACAGCGACGACUAUCAGGCCAAGCUCGCAGGGAUCAUGCGCGACUACCAAGAGGAUCCAGAGCUCGAGGUUGACGGGGCUGGCGAUGGAGAGCCAAGGUCUGUGCCCGUGUCUGAUAUUGCUGACGGGGUCAUGUACGAAGCGGACCUGGAAAAGAGUCUGCUUCGAGUAACUGGCACUCAUCUCAAGUAUCAGUUCAAAGAAGGCGCGGCGAUUAUGACGUGCAAGAUCUUUUAUGCGGAACAAUUUGACGCCUUGAGGCGAAAGUGCGGCGUAGCCGAGAGAAUCAUUGAGUCUCUCUCUCGCUGCCUUAAAUGGGACUCGAGAGGUGGCAAAACCAAGUCCGUGUUUUUGAAGACUCUGGACGAUAGGCUUGUCUUGAAGAGCUUGUCCCCAAUCGAAACGUCUGCUUUCUUGCGUUUUGCUCCUAGUUAUUUUAGCAUCAUGGCCGAGGCUCUGUUUCACGAGCUUCCAUCCGUAAUUGCCAAGAUGCUCGGAUUCUUCCAGGUCAUCAUUAAGAACCCAACGACAGGUGCCGAUGUCAAGCUUGACCUCUUGAUUACAGAAAACCUGUUUUACGAUCGGUCACCAACUCGCAUUUUCGAUCUAAAAGGAUCGAUGAGGAACCGCAAGAUUCAAUCAACUGGGGAGCAAAACGAGGUACUCCUGGACGAAAAUAUGGUGGAAUACAUUUACGAAUCACCGCUGUUUGCGCGAGAACAUUCCAAGAAAUUGCUUAGAGCGUCAGUCUGGAACGACACACUGUUUUUGGCUCGACAAAAUGUUAUGGACUAUUCGUUGAUGAUUGCGGUCGACGAGGAGAGGAAAGAGUUGGUCGUCGGCAUUAUUGAUUGCAUCAGGACAUACACAUGGGACAAGAAGCUAGAAAGCUGGAUCAAAGACCGCGGAUUCGCAGGUGGCGGCCGAAACAGACCAACCGUCACAAGUCCCAAGGAGUACAAGUCGCGAUUUCGAGAAGCCAUGGCUAGAUAUAUCCUUCAGGCGCCCAACCGCUGGCACUUGUUCAACAAUCCACAGCUGUCGACAAACUAUGCGCACGCGAGAUUUGAGGAACCCGAAGCAGGGACGAGUUGA